Naegleria lovaniensis is the source of this 654-nucleotide messenger RNA. RefSeq lists its product as uncharacterized. NCBI's taxonomy places the organism in Eukaryota, Heterolobosea, Eutetramitea, Acrasida, Naegleriidae. The coding region runs from base 1 to 654 and encodes 217 amino acids. Gene Ontology annotation, cellular component: cytoplasm. The record is from RefSeq and is a predicted model, not a curated record. The transcript has a single exon. Gene Ontology annotation, molecular function: glutathione transferase activity; glutathione binding.
AUGGUACUCAAACUCUACGGAAUCUAUCAAUCCACUUGCGUUCAACGUGUGGUCACUACACUCAAGGAAAAGAAGCUUGACUAUGAAUUGAUCCCUGUGGAUCUCUCGAAGGGCGAACACAAACAACCACAAUUCCUCGAGAAGCAACCUUUUGGAGUCAUUCCAGUCCUUGAAGAUGAUGGUUUCUUGAUUUAUGAAUCACGUGCUAUUUGCCGUUAUUUGGAAUCCAAAUACAAGGGCCAAGGUACUGAGCUGAUCCCAUCCUCAGAUGUGAAGACUUUGGGUUUAUUUGAACAAGGUGCAUCUAUUGAGACUUCUUACUUUGAUCCGCAAGUCAGUGGUCUUACUUUUGAAUUGGUCUUCAAAAACAUGUUCGGUAUGGGAUCUCCUGAUGAAGCUCGUGUGAAAAUACUCACACAAAAAUUGACCACUUAUUUGGAUGUUUAUGAAAAGAUCUUGUCCAAGCAAGAAUAUAUUGGUGGCAAUCAAUUCACUUUGGCAGAUCUGUAUCAUUUACCUUAUGGUAGCUUCUUAUUCCAUCCUCAAGUGAAUUUGGGUCAUUUGAUUAAUGAUCGACCUCAUGUUGCUGCUUGGUGGGAUAAGAUUACCAAGCGUGAUUCUUGGCAACAAGCAAAGAAGCUUGCAGGUCAAUAA